UCACGUUCUCGCGAGACGAGACUCGUACUAUAUGGAGUAGCUGUCCGGAAGGGUUGGAGGAAGACGCUACCUAUUGGGUAGUGAAAAGACAACGAGGAGAAAGACAGGAAAGGGGCGAAGUUGAGCCGCGUUAAGAGAUACCGACCCCAAAUACCUACAGGUUGCAGCAAGGUAGUGACGCUUCUCUUCUUUACGCACAACCCUUGGUGCGGAGACUUUAAUGGAUGAGCAACAACAGUAAUAAGAGAGCUCCAACAACUGCCACCCAGAGGUUAAAACAGGAUUACCUGAGGAUCAAGAAAGACCCAGUGCCUUACAUUUGUGCAGAACCCCUUCCUUCAAAUAUCCUUGAAUGGCACUAUGUGGUGCGAGGACCUGAGACGACACCCUAUGAAGGCGGUUAUUACCAUGGCAAGCUUGUUUUUCCGAGAGAAUUUCCUUUUAAACCUCCUAGUAUUUAUAUGAUCACUCCAAAUGGACGAUUUAAAUGUAAUACCCGUCUCUGCCUUUCGAUCACAGACUUCCAUCCUGACACUUGGAAUCCAGCAUGGUCAGUGUCCACAAUCCUAACUGGUCUUCUUAGCUUUAUGGUAGAAAAAGGUCCCACGCUGGGGAGCAUAGAAACAUCAGAUUUUACAAAACGACAGCUAGCGGCACAAAGUUUAGCGUUCAACUUAAAAGAUAAAGUAUUCUGUGAACUGUUCCCAGAUGUUGUAGAGGAGAUCAAACAAAAACAGCGUGCACAAGAGGAGCUAAGCAACAGGCCGCAGACACUUCCUCUCCCAGAUGUUGUACCUGAAACAGAAGCACACAUUGGCCAAAAUGGGGCAGCACUUCAUGUUCCAUUGGCAGGAGCAAAUCAUCCAGGCCUUCAGCAGCCAAACCGUAACCAUGGACUAUUGGGAGGUGCUCUGGCUAAUGUAUUCGUAAUAGUUGGGUUUGCAGCCUUUGCCUACACAGUCAAGUAUGUACUGAGAAGCAUAGCCCAGGAAUGAAGGCCUUGUCUGAAGUGCAAAAAGACAGAAUCGGAGACCAAACUAGCACUUGCCAGAGAACAUGGACUGCUUUGUGCGGUUGGACUCCCACACCACAUCUCGGGUCAUUGCUAUUUGUGCUACUGUUGUACAGAUGAUAUAUCCGUUGUCUCAUGGGAUUAUUUUCUUUUUUUUUUUUCUUUUUUAGAACAAGAAGAGUGGUUGAGUGUUUUCUAUGGAAGCAAACAUAAUAAGAGAACCCGAUGGAUGUUCACUGCAGUCUGUCUGGUUGUUAAAUCCAUAAUCACCAGAUGUCUUCAUUUUUACCAUCUAUUUAGAACAAAAAUGUUGGUACAAAAAAAUCUGUUACCUUUUAAAAAAGGAAAAAAAAAACCUUUUUUAUGCAAGUCUGCACACAAUAAGUAAAGGCAGCCAUCCAGCACCUUUCUAAGAUGACACCAACAUCUGUGGCCAAACUUUUUAUACCCACUGUUUAUCUACAACACCGUGCACUUACAGGAUCCAGAACAUGUGUCCUAUUGUGGAUAUCCAUCAGCCAGCGAUUAGGUCCCUAUUGUAAAAAGAUUACAUUUUCAAGUAAAACUGUAAGACAUAGAUAGAAUAGUGAGGUGGAUUUUUAUUAAAAUAUAUCCUGUAUUAAUUAUAUUUGGAUUAAUUUAUCUUGUAAUAAAAAGGAUAUUGCCCUCCUAAAUGGUUCAGAUAAUCCCAAGAUAUCCUUUCAAUGUGUUCUAGCAAAAAAAAUAUCAGAUUACAUAUGCAUAAAGCAAUUCUUAAUGAUAUCCUACAACAUUCUGGAGGCCAGUAAUGAGUAGCAGAAGACAAAAGCAAAAGCUGUGGUCCUGCAUGUAGGAUAGUGCUGAAAAUAUGUUGACAAAUGUACAAAUUCAUCAUAUUGAUGUUUAGCACGUCAGCAUUUUUGCUGCCGUCUGUUUGCAAAGAAUGUUUCGCACCAAAACCAACAGACGUCUGGGUCAGUCAUAGAUAAUGCCCAAAUCCUGUCUGAAAGUUUAUUGUAGAAUAAACAAUUUGCAAACCCUUCCAAAA
Messenger RNA from Xenopus laevis (African clawed frog), 2039 nucleotides. It is a transcript of the gene ube2j2.S, whose product is annotated as ubiquitin conjugating enzyme E2 J2 S homeolog. The transcript has 8 exons. Gene Ontology annotation, cellular component: endoplasmic reticulum membrane. The record is from RefSeq and is a predicted model, not a curated record. Gene Ontology annotation, molecular function: ligase activity; ubiquitin conjugating enzyme activity. NCBI's taxonomy places the organism in Eukaryota, Metazoa, Chordata, Amphibia, Anura, Pipidae. Bases 225 to 995 code for a protein of 256 amino acids.